Molecule: messenger RNA, 829 nt
Organism: Solanum dulcamara
Lineage: Eukaryota; Viridiplantae; Streptophyta; Magnoliopsida; Solanales; Solanaceae
Exons: 1
Coding region: 54-560 (168 amino acids)
Source: RefSeq, a predicted model, not a curated record
AAGAGUAACAUCUCAAUUUUAAGUUAAUUUGGUUCGCUAACUAAUUACAAGACAUGCCUUCUGUAGCUCUUCCAUUAUACGUCUUCCUCCUCCUCUCUGCAGCUUCUCCGGCAAUCGGCGGCGAGGAUUCCCAGUCCCCGACGGUGUACGAGAUUCUACAGGGAUACGAUUUUCCGGUAGGGAUUCUCCCGACGGGUGUGACAAGGUACGAACUCGACAAAACCACGGGCAAGUUCGCCGUUUACUUCAACAAAUCAUGCACUUUCAGCAUAAGCGGCUAUAGUCUCAAAUAUAUGAGUAAGGUUACUGGUAAAAUUUCCAAGGAUAGGCUUUCGAACUUGAAAGGCGUACAGGUGAAACUGCUUUUGUUUUGGAUCAAUAUUGUGGAAGUUACUCGUGACGGUAACGAACUCGAUUUCUCCGUCGGUAUUGCUUCUGCCGAUUUUGCAAUUGAUAACUUCUAUGAGUCGCCACAGUGUGGAUGUGGAUUUGAUUGUGUGGAUUCUGGAGAAAACGGCACUGGUGAGUUCGAUUUGAAGCAGCUUAUCACUUCGUCUUGAAUAGUUAACUGAAAUUGACUGUAAAUUUGGGGUCAGGAGUUAUGGUAGAAGUGGAUUUAGGAUGAAAGUAGGCUAAAAUGGAUGCUCCAUUUUGGAAUUAGGGUAAGUUUGUAUUUCAGAAUCCCACGAAACUGGAAGCAUAUGCUUUUUAUUUCUUAGCUCUUUUGAAUGAUAGUAGUACUUAUGAAGUUAAAAUAAAAAUUUGGUUUAAGCAUUAUAUUGAAAAUUUCAAUCUUUUCCAAAAUUCAUAUUUUGGAAUCUUACUAGAA